ACGGAUCAAGACUUUGCAGGCGACCAAGAUGGCGGACUGAACGGCUGUGGCUUCCUGGAAAAGUUUUACAUUUACGAUCCAACAAUGUUAUUCAUUCACGAAGAUUCCUUUUUUCUAAAGUCUACAAGUUGAGUUGGGAGCGAUGGAGUGUUACCGGAAGUGAAGAUUGAAGACGUGAUAGAAGAUGGACGACUACUGCUAUGCUAAGAUGGCGACGUCAUAUGAAAGAGAAACUGAAAGAGAAUCAGCGCCACCAACUUCCAGCAAAUCACCAACGGAGAACAACAUGAAAACUGAAAAUGAAGACAUCCAGCAGCUGAUUGGUCCUCCAGAAGAAUUUUCGCCGCAGGUUGGGGGCUCCACAUUUAAGCAGGAGGCUUCAUGGCCCCCCUGCAUUAAAGAGGAAGAAGAGGAGGCGCAACCCCCCCACAUUAAAAAGGAAGAGGAGGAACUCUGGAUCACUCAGGAGGGAGAGUGUCCUCUAGGGCCGAAGGAAGCUGAUCUCACCAAGUCGCCACUGACUGUUGUCUCCGUGACUGAAGAUGAUGAAGAGAAACCACAAGUAGACAACCUCUUAGCUCCACUAUCAGAUAGUGAGGCUGAAGACGAGGUCGAAGUAACUUUGAGCAGCGAUACAGACUGUGAAGGUGAUAUGAGGACUCACACUGGCAACAAACACUCUGAAUGCUCUAAAAAGAAGAGAGGUAAACAACAUUUGAGCUGCUCAGUUUGUGGUAAAGGCUUUUCCCAAAAGAGCUUUCUGAUUCCACACAUGAAAACACACACAGGAGAGAAAACAUUUAACUGUUCAGUAUGUGGUGAAAGAUUUUCUAGAAAGAGUCUUUUGACUCCACACAUGAGAACGCACACUCGAGAAAAAACAUUUAAAUGUUCAGUUUGUGGUAAAGUAUUUUCUAGAAAGAGCCUUUUGACUCCACACAUGAGAACACACACGGGGGUAAAAACAUUUAAUUGUUCAGUAUGUGGAAAGGACUUUUCUCGAAAGGGUAUUUUGACUCGACACAUGAGAGCGCACACUGGAGAAAAAACAUUUAAAUGUUCAGUUUGUGGUAAAGUCUUUUCUAGAAAGGGACUUUUGACUCCACACAUGAGAACACACACAGGAGAAAAACCUUUUAAUUGUUCACUUUGUCGGAAAGGCUUUUGUCGGAAGAGCUUUUUGACCGAACACAUGAGAACUCACACAGGAGAAAAACCAUUUAAAUGUUCAGUGUGUGGUAAAGGCUUUACUCGAAAGAGCCUUUUGACUCGACACGUGAGAACACACACAGGAGAAAAACCAUUUAAUUGUUCUAUAUGUGGGAAAGGCUUUUCUCGAAAGGGCCUUUUGACUCGACACAUGAGAACGCACACAGGGGAAAAAUCAUUUAAUUGUUCAGUAUGUGGUAAAAAAAUGUCUCAAAAGACCCACUUGACAAAACACAUGAGAACGCACGCUGGAGAAAAAACAUCUAAUUGUUCAGUGUGCAGUAAAAGCUUUUCUCGAAAGAGCAGUUUGACUGGACACAUGAGGAUGCACACAGGAGAAAAACCAUUCUGUUGCCAAGUUUGUGGGAAAAGCUUUUCUCUCAAGACCUAUUUGACAGCACACAUGAGAACACACGAAGAGGAAAAUAAAGUGAAUUGUUCAGUUUGUAGGAAAAGUUUUUCUCUCAAGAUCUAUUUGACGAAACACAUGAGAACGCACACAGGAGAAAAACCAUUUAAUUGUUCAGUUUGUGGAAAAAGCUUUGCUCGCCAGAACCAUCUGACUGGACACAUGAGAACGCACACUGGAGAAAAACCAUUUAAUUGUUCCGUUUGUGCAAAAAGCUUUUCUCUCAAGACCCUUUUGAAGGCACACACAAGAACACACACGGGAGAAAAAACAUACAACUGCUCAGUGUGUGGUAAAAGCUUUUUUUACAGGCAAGGUGUGACGCGGCACAUGAUGAAACACACUGUGGAAAAACACUUGUAGGGGUUCAACAUAUAGUAGAAGAUACAAAUGUUAAGCCACAAUGAAGUUUCUCAGUGUGAACAUGAAAUAUCUUGUCUUUGCAGUCUAUGAAAUUGAAUAUAAGUUGAAAAGGAUUUGCAGAUCA
This is a messenger RNA of Entelurus aequoreus (snake pipefish), 2105 nucleotides long. Its product is annotated as gastrula zinc finger protein XlCGF57.1-like. The record is from RefSeq and is a predicted model, not a curated record. Bases 185 to 1981 code for a protein of 598 amino acids. Gene Ontology annotation, cellular component: nucleus. The transcript has 2 exons. NCBI's taxonomy places the organism in Eukaryota, Metazoa, Chordata, Actinopteri, Syngnathiformes, Syngnathidae.